CAUCUCGCGGAAAGGAUCCCCCCUUGAUAAUCUUUUAUGUGUGUAUCCGGCUGUUCCGGAGUUUGGCCGGACCAUACAACCUCAUCACCCGCAGUGAAGAGACCAUGGUGAACGUACUGUGGGAAGAGAACAGGGCCCACUUCGAUGGACACCUCUUCCCUGGACUUCUCCUGUUCAUCCUGGGCAGCUGGUGGUGUUUUGGCAUCUGGCGGUUCUACUUCCUCGGUCGGAAGCGGUUUCGGUCCUCGGCUAGCUUUCCCAUUCCCUGGUACUCCCACAAGCUGUGCUUCGAAGGAUGGGCAAAGAUAACCUUCGCCUUCAUCGGCAUCGCGGGCGAGGCGUACUCUGGCCUCGGCAAGGGUCACUUCGCGCUCUUCAAUAACCUUCAACAUAUCAUCAUGUACGCUGCCUUCGCGAUCGCUGGCGUCGCGGACAUCCUCACGAACCGAAGAUAUCCUCUUCCGCCGCAGACCGACUACAUGGCUCUCCUUGUGGCUGUCCUUGUGGAAGUGUUCCUCUUCAGCUUCCACCUGCACGGGAGAUCCCCGCUGGACGUCAUGGUGCACAAACUGCUCAUUUACAGCGCCGUCGCCGAAGCCGUUUUCGUCCUCCUGGAGAUGAGGAACACGCAGACCGCGGUACUCGCUCUGGGAAGAGCGUUCUGGGCAAUCCUCCACGGCGCCUGGUUUAUUCAUAUCGCAUUCAUGCUGUUCUACUCUUCGACGAAGAUUACUUCCUGGAUAUCAAGUGAGGAUGAUCAGCUGACGAUGGUGACAGCCAUGUUUGGGUGGUUUAUGAUAAGCGUGCUGGUUUACGUUGCUGUUAUCGGGUGCCUGUUCAGAUGGUACGCGUCAGCUCGCGGACUCGAACAAGGAGCCCAUGAAGAGCGGUACAAGCUGAUCAGGAACGACGAAGUCGGUGGAUCAGGUGACGCGGCGGAGCUGGAGAGGUUCAACGACACAGAUUGAAUGUGAGCGGGUUUUGUGUCUCAGGCCGCGCAGACAUCACCCGUGGGAGGGUGAAAUAAAAAGUGGUUAGUU
Molecule: messenger RNA, 1040 nt
Organism: Ornithodoros turicata
Lineage: Eukaryota; Metazoa; Arthropoda; Arachnida; Ixodida; Argasidae
Product: transmembrane protein 45B-like
Exons: 2
Coding region: 105-968 (287 amino acids)
Source: RefSeq, a predicted model, not a curated record